Hyaloscypha bicolor E is the source of this 1005-nucleotide messenger RNA. Its product is annotated as histone-fold-containing protein. The transcript has 4 exons. The record is from RefSeq and is a predicted model, not a curated record. The coding region runs from base 306 to 836 and encodes 176 amino acids. Gene Ontology annotation, molecular function: structural constituent of chromatin; protein heterodimerization activity; DNA binding. Gene Ontology annotation, cellular component: nucleosome. Lineage: Eukaryota; Fungi; Ascomycota; Leotiomycetes; Helotiales; Hyaloscyphaceae.
ACGAAAUCGCAACCUCUUCUAAGUUCUUGAACGGAUUUCAAGAUCUUCCAAUUCCCUGCAUAGGGCGGAUCGGAAUUCUGAAAUUCAGUUUUGGCUUCAAGAGAAUUGCUCUUAAAUCCCGAGGCCCGAGUUUUAAGCUGCGCAUAAAAAUUUCCCACCUUCGCGUCGCUCACGCGCCAACGAACCCUCUCCCAGCCACCCCCAUUACCUCCAAUUGCUCCCAAUUCGAGCACAUUCCUCUCACAACCCCAAUCCGAACACCCCCCCCAAAUUCCACACUCAUAGCGACGCGCUCACCUCGCAAUAUGUCGCAAGCUCAGCGCAUGCGCCAGAACCUAGGCGAAGCAUCGACACCCGGCUCCGCGCGCAAGAGAGGACGACCAGGCGGAAAGAGCGUACCUGUCGAUAUGGGUCCCAAGAAGGCGGGAAAGAGACUUAGUACGGGUGGCAAGGGGAAGGGGAAGAGAGUUAGUACUGGGAAUGCGAUUGAACCAGGAGACCCGCUUCCUCAUAAUAAGAGAAAACACCGGUUUAAGCCUGGUACCCGCGCGCUUCAGGAGAUCCGGAAAUACCAGCGCUCUACGGACCUCCUAUUGAGGAAACUGCCAUUUUCGCGUCUCGUUCGAGAGAUUGCUUUGACGUUGCGGCCGGCGGGUGAGGGCAUGAGAUGGCAGAGCCAGGCUAUUCAGGCAUUGCAGGAGGCAUCGGAGGCGUUCUUAGUGCAUUUAUUUGAGGACACAAACUUAUGUGCGAUACAUGCGAAGAGAGUGACGAUCAUGCAGAAGGAUAUUCAACUGGCGAGAAGAAUCAGGGGUGCGUGGGGUGGUCUGGGUUGAGCUUGGGAGACGGGUUUUCUGCCAUUAUUUUGCUUGUACGAGUGUUUUGCUCCAAGGCGUUUAGGGAUGGCUGAUGGGAAAGAGCGGCCAUGGAAACAACGUCCGUUGAGCGUGUUAACUUUGUAUAAUGAAACGAAUAAAGUUGAGGUCAAUGUACUCCCGAUUCCCU